Messenger RNA from Prunus avium (sweet cherry), 1311 nucleotides. NCBI's taxonomy places the organism in Eukaryota, Viridiplantae, Streptophyta, Magnoliopsida, Rosales, Rosaceae. The record is from RefSeq and is a predicted model, not a curated record.
GAUGAGUUAGAUUUCAUCAUUCUCCACCAACACCGACAAAGCAGAUAUAGAGAGGUUCAUCAAAUUCUAUGUUUGCAGAGCUCAUUCUAGUUUCCUGUUUGCUACUUAUUUCUUAAUCAUCACUUUACGUAAUACCUAUCCAUAUACAGAAUGCACAGCUCAGAGAGUACAUAAUACACGUACCCCAAACCAAUUGCCUCGCCUCAUAAAAACAAGGCACCACCACACACAAGACAAACCCAACUAGUCAUAGGAUAGGAACCUUCCUUCCCCUUCCACCAUAAUCUUCCGUUACAAUACCAAUAAAACCCACCUCUCCAACUCCAACUCAACUCGACACCCAAAACAGAAAACAAACACCAAAACCCUUCUCCUGACUCCAUCAUAAUUUCUUAUGGACAUCACCAACAAAUACAAUCACCAUAACCACAAAUCCACCAACUAUGCUGUCAGCGGUAAGAUUAUGCUCUGCUCAGUCAUCCUUCUCUUCAUCGUCAUCUUCACCAUCGCUUGCUUCCACAGCUACGUCCGCUGCUUCUUCCACCGCCACCACCCACGCCGAACUCGCCGCACACCACGCCAUCUCUUCCCCCACCCUGUUAUUUCUUUCACCACACUCCUCGAAACUACCCUCUCUCCCACGAAUCCCAAGGCCUUGGAUCCCUCUCUUCUCAUGACCCUCCCUACUUUUACUUACUCCGCCACCACCCGCAUCAACCCAGCACCGCUAGAGUGCGCCGUGUGUUUAUCUGAGUUCGAAGACCAAGACCAAGGCCGUGUAUUGCCCAAGUGUAACCACACCUUCCAUUUAGAGUGCAUAGACACUUGGUUCCAGUCUCAGUCCAAUUGUCCACUCUGCAGGGCUCCGGUUCAACCCGAUAUUCCGCUUCCUAGGCUGGAAAUUUCGCCUGAAACGGCAAUAACAGUGAAUGAACCGGGCUGUUCGGAGCAUGAGACGGCUGAAGCUAAAGUGGGUUGCUCGAGAUGUUCGCCGUCGACGAGUGGUUCGGCGGAGGAAUAUGGGAGAAAGCCAAUAAUGGAAGUGGUGAGUAUGUCUGUAUCCCGGGAGGAGGAGGUGUCGUAUUAUCUUAGUCGUAAUAAAACAAUUAGGGAUAGUAUUGAUGAGAGGUUGAGGAGGGGUUUAGGUUCACCCAAAAUUAUUAAUUACAAUGGCUUCAAAUCCUCAUCGGGCAGUCAGAUUCCGUCAUUGAAGAGGAUUUGGAGCAUAUAGAGACAGAAACAGAAUACCUUAUCAAUUUGGAUUUUUGGUAGCUAGUGUGUGUAAUGUGCUAGUGUUAGGGAUAGUUUGGC